Molecule: messenger RNA, 699 nt
Organism: Saccostrea cuccullata (small rock oyster)
Lineage: Eukaryota; Metazoa; Mollusca; Bivalvia; Ostreida; Ostreidae
Exons: 2
Coding region: 1-699 (232 amino acids)
Source: RefSeq, a predicted model, not a curated record
AUGGACCCCCGUAUUAGUGCCCAGGACGUGAUGCAAUGUGAUCUGUGUGAGACUGCCGUGGUACAGAUGCACUGUGAUACAUGUCUCGUCAAUCUUUAUUUUAAUGACUUGUCAAAACUAUUUGGUGCUAAAUUCAACAUAGAGAGAUACAAAAAGCUUCCACAAAAAAUUGUGCCAUCUAUACCUAAAUUUAAAACUGGAAAAAAUCAUGAAAAAGAACUUCAUAAAAUGUUUGGAGCUUUAGCACUAAGUUCUCUCACUUCAGCUGAACAUUAUUACAGUAUGAAGAUAUCGCCAGAAGCUGUAUCCUCUCCUCCAGUCAAACAGCUGCUUGAUGAACCAGAGGCUGUCACCACCAUAGACACUGGGUAUAACUUUUACCUUUUCCAUGUGGCCUUUCUGACUGAAGAAAAAAUCUGGACGAGAGGAGAUGACAGCACCAUGAAACUCUUCAGCAUCAAUCAGGGAUCGCUACUCAAGUCAAUUAGAACCAAGUCAGGGAAUAUACCAUAUGACAUGACAGUGACAAAAAGUGGAGAUCUAGUUUAUACUGAUUAUAAUGAUGGAACUGUGAACAUUAUGAAGAAUGUGAAAAUAGAGGAGGUGAUAAGACUGUGGGAUUGGAUACCUCGCGGUGUCUGUAGUACCUCCUCUGGUGAGCUCCUGGUUAUCAUGCGCAUUGUUGAUAAAUACACAUAA